CUGAUUUUCAAAACCCACAGCCCAAAGAGCAAUUACUGCAGGAGAUAAAAAAAAAAAACUCACCUGCAAAUCUCUCCGAGCAAAAGAGUAACCGGAAUCAAUGGCCGCCGCCGCCGCGAGCUCCUCCGCCGUCGUCAGGGCGACGCCGUUCCUGGGGCAAACCAAGACCGCCAAUCCUCUCAGAGAUGUUGUCUCCAUGGGAAAUGGAAAAUACACCAUGGGUAAUGAUUUGUGGUACGGACCUGACCGGGUCAAGUACUUGGGGCCGUUUUCAGCUCAGACUCCGUCGUACCUGACCGGAGAAUUCCCCGGCGACUACGGCUGGGACACCGCCGGUUUGUCGGCUGAUCCCGAGGCCUUUGCUAAGAACAGGGCUCUUGAGGUCAUCCACGGGAGGUGGGCUAUGCUAGGAGCAUUCGGUUGCAUCACACCCGAAAUCCUCCAAAAAUGGGUGGGCGUCACUUUGAAGGAGCCCGUUUGGUUCAAAGCCGGGUCACAAAUCUUUUCUGAGGGCGGUUUGGACUAUUUAGGAAACCCCAACCUCGUCCACGCGCAGAGCAUCCUAGCCGUUCUUGGAUUCCAAGUCUUGCUAAUGGGAGCCGUUGAAGGGUUCAGAAUCAACGGUCUAGAUGGAGUCGGAGAUGGCAAUGACCUCUACCCAGGGGGUCAGUAUUUUGACCCCCUCGGUUUGGCUGAUGACCCCGUCACUUUUGCGGAGCUCAAAGUGAAGGAGAUCAAGAACGGGAGAUUGGCUAUGUUCUCCAUGUUUGGAUUCUUUGUGCAGGCGAUUGUGACAGGAAAGGGGCCGUUGGAGAAUUUGUUGGACCACCUUGAUAACCCCGUUGCGAAUAAUGCGUGGGUUUUCGCGACCAAGUUCGCGCCUGGAUCGUAGAUUUUGAUGAAAGAGAUCGAACCUCGAUCUUGAAUGUUUUGAUUGAAUGCAAGACGUGUAAUUUUUAUUGCAUCAUUUGUUCAUAUUAUCAUCCAUCACCUGAUUUAUUCAAUUUUCAAUGACGAAGUUGUUCAUUAUGUC
Molecule: messenger RNA, 1033 nt
Organism: Erythranthe guttata (spotted monkey flower)
Lineage: Eukaryota; Viridiplantae; Streptophyta; Magnoliopsida; Lamiales; Phrymaceae
Gene: LHCB3
Product: light-harvesting chlorophyll B-binding protein 3
Biological process (GO): photosynthesis, light harvesting
Cellular component (GO): membrane
Source: RefSeq, a predicted model, not a curated record